Messenger RNA from Dendronephthya gigantea, 986 nucleotides. Its product is annotated as endoplasmic reticulum resident protein 29-like. The coding region runs from base 56 to 865 and encodes 269 amino acids. The transcript is spliced from 4 exons. Gene Ontology annotation, biological process: protein secretion. The record is from RefSeq and is a predicted model, not a curated record. Gene Ontology annotation, cellular component: endoplasmic reticulum lumen; endoplasmic reticulum. Lineage: Eukaryota; Metazoa; Cnidaria; Anthozoa; Malacalcyonacea; Nephtheidae.
GAAAUUUCCGAACUGUACUUCGGAAGGCCAUCGUAGUUAAAGCACUGAGCUGUAUAUGUUUUACCAGCGCGUGGUGAACAAAAGUGCAACAAGCAGGUGCAGGGAGAGAUCAGAUAUGGAAGGUUUUAAACGGUUUUAUUUUCUUGUUUUAUUGGGAAAUAUUUUCUCAUCAGUAGCAUUAGCUACAAAGGGUGUCGUUUCAUUGGAUAGUUUAACGUUUGACAAGGUGAUAAGAAAUCACAAGGUAGUUUUAGUUAAAUUUGACAAGCAAUAUGCUUAUGGAGAGAAAGAGGAAGAGUUUAAAAAGUUUGCUGAGCAAGCUGGGUCACAGUCUGACCUUUUGGUAGCUGAAGUUGGUGUGUCAGAGUAUGGUGAAAAAGAAAACGAAGAUCUUAGAGAACGGUUUGAUGUUAACAAAGAUGACUAUCCUGUUUUCAAGUUGUUUAAGCAAGGACAUACAGAACCAAUUGAAUAUACUCAGAGUGUUACAAGCGAUGAUUUAGCAAGGUUUAUUCGGUCAGAAGGUGGUUUGUGGUUAGGCAAGCCAAAUACUUUAGAAAACUUUGAAAAACUUGCUGCAGAAUUUCUGAAAGCUGGUAAAGAUCAAUAUGAUGGCUUCAUUGCCAAGGCAGAAGAAGCAAUGGCUGCCGUCGAGGAAAAGAACAUGAAAAUGGCAAAGAUUUACGUGAGCACAAUGAAAAAAAUUAAGGAGAAAGGAGUGGAGUUUGUUAGCAGUGAAACUGCCAGAGUCAACAAACUCUUGAAUGAAAAAAUAAGCGACGCCAAGAAAGCAAUGUUUAAAAGUCGUUUGGAUAUCCUGGCAUCAUUCAGUGAAUAUUUGGGUAAAGAAAAAGAAGAGCUCUAAAGUGAAACUUCAGAGUGAAAUCAUUAAUCAUUUUGUAGUUAACAUUUUGCAUCCACCUCCCACUAAUCAAAAUCAUAACACCUGCUUUCCUUUGUGAAUUUGUAGAAAUUUUAAAUAAAAU